AUGAAGGGAAUCGCCAAAGCAAUGAAGCGCACGCCGCACCUCAUGACCUCGCGAAUCGGCAUGGCGGCAAAAUCCUCAGAUCCUGCUUUCGACUCGCUCAACCAACGUUUCACCAACCUCGAAAAGCUCUGCGAGAAGCUCCUCAAGGACUCGACCACCCUGCGCGACACGGUCAAGAACAUGCUUCUGGCGGGCGCCAACUUCGGCCGUCACUUUGACACUCUCUUCCAGCCCAUCGGCUCAGAAUACGAUCUGGAGCGCAAACACCCCAAUGCACAGACAACCAUGACCAACCUGGCGCACUACGGUCAGCUCAUGGACGAAUUGAAGGAUACACUCACCCCGGAAAUCGAGUUGAUCGAGAGCAGAGUCGUUGCUCCCACAAGGGAGUUCCAGAACAUCGUCAAGGGCAUCCGCAAGAACAUCACAAAGCGCGAUCACAAGCUCGUCGACUUUGACCGUCACAACAACUCCUACUCCAAGUUGCGCGACAAGAAGGACAAAUCGCUCAAGGACGAACAGAGCCUGUUCAAGGUCGAGCAGGAGUACGAGACUGCUGCCGCCGAUUACGAGUACUACAACAAUGCGCUCAAGGAGGAGCUGCCGAGGUUCUUCGAGUUGGCGAGCGCUUUCAUGACGCCGCUCUUCCACAGCUUCUACUACAUGCAGCUGAACGUCUUUUACCUCACCAUGGAACGAUUGCAGAGCUUCGCAGAGGGCAAGUACGACCUCAGCAACAACUCUAUUGCCGUUGUGGAGGAUGCCUACGUGGCGCAGUUGACCGAUGCUGCUGAACGCCUGGAGAACCUUACGAUUCGACGAGGUGCGGUUCCCAGUGCCAAGAUUCUGGCCCAGAAUAGGUCAUCGUCAGGGGGUCUCAGUCCGUCCGGCUCACGCAUCGGCGGUCUUGGUGCAGGAGCACCCAGUCGAUCCGGUUCCAUCCUCAGCACAUCGAGCACUUCCGGCUUGCACACCGCUCCACCCGCCUACACCUCGACAUCAGCCGCAAGCGCCGCAGUAGCCGGCAAACGCGCCCCACCACCUCCCCCGACCAAACCAAAACCAGGCGCCGCCCUCGCAAAGAACUACGUCGUUGCCCUGUACGACUACGUCGCCACCGCCGACGGCGACCUCAGCUUCAACGCUGGCGACAGGAUCGAAGUCACCGAACGAACUCCUUCGACUGACGAUUGGUGGACGGGAAUCGUUAAUGGACAGAAGGGUGUGUUCCCAGGAAACUAUGUCAGGGAGGAGUAG
Molecule: messenger RNA, 1257 nt
Organism: Pseudozyma hubeiensis SY62
Lineage: Eukaryota; Fungi; Basidiomycota; Ustilaginomycetes; Ustilaginales; Ustilaginaceae
Exons: 1
Coding region: 1-1257 (418 amino acids)
Biological process (GO): endocytosis; plasma membrane tubulation; actin cortical patch localization
Cellular component (GO): mating projection tip; Rvs161p-Rvs167p complex; medial cortex
Molecular function (GO): lipid binding; protein binding
Source: RefSeq, a predicted model, not a curated record